This is a messenger RNA of Malania oleifera, 4152 nucleotides long. Its product is annotated as protein transport protein SEC31 homolog B. The coding region runs from base 263 to 3658 and encodes 1131 amino acids. The transcript has 22 exons. The record is from RefSeq and is a predicted model, not a curated record. Gene Ontology annotation, molecular function: structural molecule activity; protein binding. Gene Ontology annotation, cellular component: COPII vesicle coat; endoplasmic reticulum exit site. Lineage: Eukaryota; Viridiplantae; Streptophyta; Magnoliopsida; Santalales; Ximeniaceae. Gene Ontology annotation, biological process: endoplasmic reticulum to Golgi vesicle-mediated transport; intracellular protein transport; endoplasmic reticulum organization.
GUGCAUCACAGAGCCCCUCCAUGUACCAGCUGAGCCCGUUAACAAAACCCUCGUUAACGCAUAUGGAGAAAGGAAAAUGAACAUGAACAGAGAGAGAGAGAGACCCACGCACUCUUACGCGAUCCCUCUCUCGAUCUCAUCCCUCAAAUUCACCUGAAAACCCAGCAGUUCUCCCUCUGCACCCCAAUUCUCAGAUCCAUUUCCAUUAUCUACCAAUCAAUCAGUCAACCAAUCACUUCCGCUUCUUACUCUCUCUCUCAUCAUGGCGUGCAUAAAGGGCGUCAGCAGAUCGGCGUCGGUGGCCCUGGCGCCGGACGCGCCGUUCCUGGCGGCCGGGACCAUGGCGGGGGCAGUUGAUCUGUCGUUCAGUUCGUCGGCGAACCUCGAAAUCUUCAAGCUCGAUUUCCAGUCCGAAGAUCGGGACAUUCCGGUGGUGGGCGAGUCACCAAGCUCUGAGCGCUUCAAUCGAUUAACGUGGGGCAAGAACGGAUCCGGCUCGGAAGAGUUCUCGCUCGGGCUCAUAGCUGGUGGCCUCGUCGACGGCAAUAUUGAUCUCUGGAAUCCCCUCUCUCUGAUUCGUUCUGAAGAAGAAGAAGAAAAAGAAGAAGAAAGUGAAAGUGCUCUUGUUGGACAUCUUUCGAGGCACAAAGGACCCGUUCGUGGUCUGGAAUUUAAUACUAUUGCACCAAACCUACUUGCUUCUGGUGCUGAAGAAGGUGAAAUCUGUAUCUGGGAUUUGAAAGCACCAGCAGAACCUUCUCAUUAUCCACCUGUUCGGGGAAGUGGAUCUGCUGCUCAAGGUGAAAUUUCCUUUUUGUCCUGGAAUUGCAAGGUUCAGCAUAUACUGGCUUCCACUUCUUAUAAUGGGACAACUGUGGUUUGGGACCUGAAGAAGCAAAAACCAGUGAUAAGUUUUUCAGAUUCAGUUAGAAGACGGUGCUCUGUCUUGCAAUGGCAUCCUGAUGUUGCUACUCAGCUCGUUGUUGCAUCAGAUGAAGAUAAUUCACCAUCUCUUAGGCUUUGGGAUAUGCGGAAUAUAAUGACACCAGUAAAAGAGUUUGUUGGGCACACUAAAGGUGUAAUUGCAAUGUCGUGGUGUCCCACUGAUAGCUCCUAUUUACUUACCUGUGCCAAAGAUAAUCGCACAAUCUGUUGGGACACAGUUUCUGGGGAGAUUGCUUGUGAAUUGCCAGCUGGGACCAACUGGAAUUUUGACAUACACUGGUAUCCAAGGAUACCGGGAGUCAUAUCUGCCUCUUCGUUUGAUGGAAAAAUAGGCAUUUAUAAUAUUGAGGGUUGCAGCAGAUACGGUGUUAGUGAGAGUGAUUUUGGAUCAGCACCUUUGAGAGCUCCAAAAUGGUAUAAACGUCCAGUGGGGGUCUCUUUUGGUUUUGGAGGCAAGCUUGUUUCACAUCGAUCUAGGUCCUCAGCUGCGGGUACUUCAGCUGGAGCUUCAGAGGUUUUUGUGCAUACCUUAGUUACAGAGGACUCCUUGGUGAAUCGCUCAUCUGAAUUUGAAGCAGCAAUACAGAAUGGGGAAAGGUCUUUGCUGAAGGUUUUAUGUGAAAAAAAGUCGCAUGAGUGCGAAUCCGAGGAUGACAGAGAAACAUGGGGCUUCUUGAAGGUUAUGUUUGAAGAUGAGGGCACAGCAAGGACAAAGCUGCUGACCCACCUUGGUUUUAGUGCACCUACUGAAGGAAAAGAUGCUGCGCAAGAUGAUUUAUCCCAGCAGAUAAAUGCACUUGGUGUCGAUGAAAAAGUUUUAGAUAAAGACGUACAUGUGGGGGAUAAAGAAACUGCCAUAUUCCCUUCUGACAACGGGGAAGAUUUCUUUAACAAUCUUCCAAGCCCUAAAGCUGAUACUCCUUUAUCAUCUUCUGGUGGUAACUUUGUUGCUGAAGAUGCUGUUCCUAGUGGGGAGCAAAUGCAACAAGAAUCGGAUGGGCAGGAUGAGUGUGCUGAUCCAUCCUUUGAUGAUGGCAUUCAGCGGGCUUUGGUGGUUGGAGACUACAAGGGGGCUGUUGCACAGUGCAUAUCUGCAAAUAAAAUUGCUGAUGCCUUAGUUAUUGCUCAUGUGGGUGGUGCUUCUUUGUGGGAGAGUACACGGGAUCAAUACCUUAAGAUGAGCCAUUCACCUUACCUCAAGGUUGUUUCUGCAAUGGUGAAUAACGAUCUCAUGAAUCUUGUGCACAAUAGGCCCCUGAAAUCCUGGAAAGAAACACUUGCUCUUCUCUGCACUUUUGCACGUGGGGAGGAAUGGACUUUGCUUUGUGACACCCUUGCUUCAAAACUCAUGGUUGCUGGAAAUACACUGGCUGCAACCCUCUGCUAUAUAUGUGCUGGAAAUAUCGACAAAACAGUGGAGAUCUGGUCCCGGAGUUUGGCAACUGUGUACGAGGGGAAAUCCUAUGUGGACCUUCUUCAGGACUUAAUGGAGAAAACUAUUGUCCUUGCUUUGGCAACUGGGCAGAAGCAAUUUAGCACUUCUUUGUACAAGCUUGUUGAAAAUUAUGCAGAAAUAUUAGCAAGUCAGGGACUACUGUCAACUGCUAUGGAGUACUUGAAACUUUUGGGGUCCGACGAAUUGUCUCCUGAACUUGUCAUCUUACGUGAUCGUAUUGCUUUCUCUACUGAACCAGAGCCUAAGACUGUGUCUUUUGAAAACUUUCAAGCACAGUCUGGAACAGUAUAUGGUGCUGGUCAGUCAAAUUUCGGUGUAGUUGAGGCAUCUCAACCUUAUUAUCAGGAAACAGUUCCAUCACAAGUGCAGCCGAGCGUUCCCAGCAGUCCAUAUGGUGAAACUUAUCAACAACCUUUUGCUUCUUCAUAUGGCAGAGGAUAUGGUGCUCCUGCUCAAUAUCAGCCGGCACCGCAACCUCACAUAUUUCUACCUUCCCAGGCUCCUCAGGUUCCUCCGGCCAACUUUGCUACACCUCCUAUUACCACUCAGCCAGCUGUGAGACCCUUCGUCCCUGCAACACCACCUGUGCUGAGAAAUGUGGAACAAUAUCAGCAACCCACGUUGGGUUCUCAGUUGUAUCCUCAAACUGGUAACCCUGCUUACCAACCACCUGGAACUGGUUCGCUUGCCCCUGCCACGUCUCAUGUGGGCCCAGUUCCUGGCCAAAAGAUGCCCCAGAUUGUGGCCCCUGCACCAGCACCAAGGGGAUUUAUGCCAGUUAUUAAUUCUGGUGUUGCCCAAAGACCUGGAAUUGGUACAUUGCAACCAACAAGUCCAACUCAUCUGGCACCAGUGCAACCAGCCAUAACACCUGCAGCUCCACCACCUACAGUUCAGACGGUUGAUACUUCGAACGUACCUGCCCAACAACGACCGGUCAUUUCAACGUUAACAAAACUUUUCAAUGAAACAUCGGAAGUGCUAGGAGGUUCUCGUGCAAAUCCAGCCAAGAAGCGGGAGAUAGAAGACAAUUCGAGGAGAAUAGGUGCUCUGUUUGCUAAACUCAACAGUGGGGACAUUUCUAAAAAUGCUUUGGAAAAACUAGUUCAGCUUUGCCAGGCUCUGGAUAAUGGUGACUUUGGUACUGCUCUGCAAAUCCAGGUUCUUCUUACAACGAGUGAAUGGGAGGAGUGCAGCUUCUGGUUAGCAACACUAAAGCGAAUGAUUAAGACUAGGCAGAAUGCGAGAUUAAGUUAGAAGGGACAAACAAAAUACUUCUUUUCAUUCAAUGCUUGGUUUGCAAAUCUUUUUGCCUGCGAGAGCUCUAAUGACAGCAUCUAUCUUCCCCCUUUUUUGUACACGAAAAUGGCUCCUGUCAAUUGCAGUUUCCUGGAUUUGGCCCUACAGUAUCAUUUCAGUGUUGUGCUAUUUUUGGAAGCCAUUGAGGGAAGAUUCUUCUCAGGACACAGUGGCUUGGCCUGAUUGAUUUUUUUUUUUUUUGGUUAUAAUUUGAUAUCUGUAGCAUUGAAAGCAAGAGUUUUGUUAUGAUUCUUAAAAAGUUUUUCUUUAUAUUUAAUUUUUUUCCCUUUUGAAAUAUAGUUUGCCCCUGGCAAUACUUGCUUUUUGCGAGUUUUUCAUCAAGCAUGGUAUCCUUGCAUGGCCCAUUAAUUUGUAGUUGUACCGACUUGUGUUCUUAUCAAUAGUGUGUACGCUCAAAAUUUAAAUAAGAAUGAAUUCUAGUUUUCUUGGCA